AUGCCGAGAGUUGAUGACAAUCCUGCUGACUUGACGACAUACGCGAUAUGCUCCCACGGAAGCAACAUCUACACCGUCGAUGCUAUUAAUUCACGGACAUCUUGUGUACUUGUCACUGAUUCUUUCAUAUCCGACAUGGGAGAUCUUGACUCUAUACAGCGGAGAAGGAAGUCGACGGCACCUCUACAUGUCAGAUAUAUCCCUGAUGGAGCUAUUGUUGUGCCAGGAAUUAGUGACUCUCAUGCCCACAUUAUGCACUAUGGUUUAUAUCGUCAGAUACCUCUCGAAAUGGGAAGAAAUAUAUCCGAGAUGGUCUCUUUUGUCGAGAAUUAUAUCAUAUCUAACUCAGAUAUCUACAGCAAUGUAUCGAAGGUCAUUGAGGGCUGGGGAUGGGAUCACACUGCCUGGCCAGAGUCAAGGUUUCCAACUGCAGCUGAUCUCGAUGCCAGUGCAGUCAUUCGUGGGCGUUCUGUGAUGUUGCGCAGCAAGGACGGGCAUGGUACCUGGGUCUCUGGUCGUGUCCUACAAGACACCCGUCCCCUCCUACGUACCGUAGAAGGGGGAGUAAUUGUUCGUGACAAGAAAGGGCAACCAAUCGGCAAGAACUUUAGAUGGUUUUUACUGGAUGUCACAUUGACAGCGCACCUCAUAGGUGUAUUCCUCGACAAUGCUCAAGACUUGUUGCCAGUUCCAGUUCCAACUGAAGAGGAUUAUGAGCAGCGAUUUUCGACUACCGUACGAAAUGCUUUUGCCAACGGGCUCACGUCCAUCCAUGAUGCCAAGCUGGACUUCCCGCAACUGGACUUUUUCAAGAGAAAAGCAGCGGCCGGGAAGUUGCCAAUUCGUUUGUACGGAAUGACGAACUAUGACGAAGGUGAAAAAUACUGGGGUAACAUCACCAAGCCACAAAUGCUAUCCGAUGACCACAGAUUCAGUGCUCGCAGUGUGAAGAUCGUAGGAGAUGGUUCCAUGAGAACGGGAGGAGCAGCGCUAUAUGAACCCUACACUGACAAUCCGAACACAAACGGCUUCAUGCGCGUGUCUGAGGCAACGAUUAACAGAGUCAUUCCGCUCUUCCUCCGCGAUGGCUGGCAGGUUAAUGUUCACGCGAUCGGAGAUCGCGCCAAUGGUAUCGUCCUGGGUGCUUUAGAGUCCGCCUUUGAGGACGUUGAUGUUGUCACAAUGCGGCCACGUCUUGAGCACGCUCAAAUCAUGACGAAGGCUGAUAUCAAACGUGCGGGAAAAAUUGGGGUUAUUGCCAGUGUACAGCCCACCCACGUCAUUGAUGAUAUGUGGUAUGCGGAGGAACGCAUCGGUCCGCUGCGCAUCAAAGGACUGUAUGCCUUCCGCAGCUUGCUCAAUAGCGGAGCUAGAAUUACACUUGGAUCCGACUUUCCUGUUGAGACGAUGAAUCCCCUUGCCGGGUUCUACGCUGCAAUCACAAGAGUGUCACUGGAUGGGAGGUCACCCCACGGUCCAGGAGGAUGGUUUCCCGAACAACGAUUAACGCGUCUUGAAGCAUUGCGUGGCAUGACCAUCGACCCGGCUUAUGCGUCAUUUACCGAAUCAGUUCUUGGCUCACUAGAACCUGGGAAAAGGGCGGACUUCGUCGUCCUGUCACAGAACAUCAUGACGGUCCCAGUGACCGAAAUCAUGAACACGAAGUUCCUUGCGACCGUCAUCGAUGGUAUUGCUGUCCAUGGAAAAAUUUAA
Messenger RNA from Guyanagaster necrorhizus, 1713 nucleotides. Its product is annotated as amidohydrolase 3. Gene Ontology annotation, molecular function: hydrolase activity, acting on carbon-nitrogen (but not peptide) bonds. The coding region runs from base 1 to 1713 and encodes 570 amino acids. NCBI's taxonomy places the organism in Eukaryota, Fungi, Basidiomycota, Agaricomycetes, Agaricales, Physalacriaceae. The transcript has 14 exons. The record is from RefSeq and is a predicted model, not a curated record.